UAAAUCAAAAUGGCGACCAAAAUACAGGAAGCAUGCAGUCAGUUCUAUGUACUUUUCGGAGAUAUCGCUACAAACCAUUGAUUCAACAUGGUUACAGUUCCUAAAGAUAUGACAAAAGCUUUUGCUGAAUGUACUGUUUAUGACGAAGAAAGCGAGAAUAAUGAGGCGAGCCUGCCAAUUGCGUAUAACGAAACUCGACAUCUUGAUAAGAUAGAAGGUUCAAAAAAGGUCACGCAAACAUGGAGAAUGAAAGAGCGAAUGAAGACCGUCAGUGUGGCUCUAGUUCUUUGCCUCAAUGUUGGAGUUGAUCCACCUGAUGUAGUUAAAACCUCACCAUGUGCCAGACUAGAGUGUUGGAUAGACCCACUGGCCCAGAGUCCUCAGAAGGCCCUAGAGGCUAUUGGGGGCAACUUGCAGAAGCAGUAUGAGCGCUGGCAGCCGCGCGCCCGCUACAAGCAGACCCUCGACCCUACAGUGGAGGAGGUGAAGAAGCUGUGUACAUCUCUCCGCAGAAAUGCCAAGGAUGAGCGUGUUUUGUUUCAUUACAAUGGCCAUGGUGUUCCCAAGCCAACAAGCAAUGGUGAAAUAUGGGUGUUUAAUAAGAGUUAUACCCAGUACAUACCUCUGUCAAUAUAUGAUCUACAGACGUGGAUGGGCAGUCCGUCUAUAUAUGUGUACGACUGUUCACAUGCAGGAGUCAUUGUAGACUGCUUCAAGUCCUUCCUGCUGCAGAGGGAGCAAGAGUCAGCCGUGGUGAAUGGCAAGUCUCACUCAUCAGUUACCACAGUGUGCUACAACAAGCAGUGUAUCCAGCUGGCGGCCUGUGGGCCCACAGAGUUGCUGCCCAUGAACCCUGACCUGCCCGCCGACCUCUUUACCUCCUGUCUCACCACGCCCAUCAAAAUAGCCCUCAUGUGGUAUGUUCUACAGAAUACUAGCAAGUUGGUGCCCGGUCUCACACAGGAUAUGGUGGACAAAGUACCAGGUCAAUUGAAUGACAGGCAGACAAUGCUGGGAGAGUUGAACUGGAUAUUUACAGCAAUCACAGACACCAUAGCCUGGAACACUCUACCUAGAGAUUUGUUCCAAAGACUGUUCAGGCAGGAUUUGUUGGUGGCUAGUCUGUUUCGUAACUUCCUGCUAUCUGAGAGGAUAAUGAGGUCGUACAACUGCACCCCGAUAUCAUCCCCCAAACUUCCACCCACAUACCAGCAUCCCAUGUGGGAAGCCUGGGACCUUGCGCUGGACCUGAGUCUGCGCCAGCUGCCACGCCUACUGGAGGACGAGUGCUUCCAGCACAGCCCGUUCUUCACGGAGCAGCUCACUGCGUUCGACGUAUGGCUCAAGUACGGCGCCGAGACGCGUGCGCCGCCUGAACAGCUGCCCAUUGUGCUGCAGGUGCUGCUGAGCCAGGUGCACAGGCUGCGCGCGCUGGAGCUGCUCAAGAGGUUCUUGGACCUCGGGCCUUGGGCUGUCAGCCUGGCGCUGUCUGUGGGGAUAUUUCCGUACGUGCUGAAAUUAUUGCAGAGCAAUGCAAGAGAGCUACGACCAUUGUUAGUGUUCAUCUGGGCGAAAAUACUUUCUGUGGACAGUUCAUGUCAGGUGGACCUUGUGAAGGACAACGGACACAAAUACUUCCUGAAUGUGCUGGGAGAUCAGUACAUGCCGUCGGAGCAGAAAACUAUGGCUGUGUUUGUGUUAGCCAUGAUGGUGAAUGAAUACAGACAAGGACAGGAGGCCGCACUGCAAGGCAAUGUGAUCUCUAUCUGCCUGGAGCAGCUUUCAGACACCAGUGCCCUGCUCCGCAAGUGGCUGGGGCUUUGCCUGGCCAAGGUGUGGACCAACUUUGACAGCGCCCGCUGGUGCGGUGUUCGCGACAGCGCCCACGAGAAACUGUACAAGCUGCUGACUGAUCCAGAGCCCGAGGUGCGUGCGGCAGCUGUGUACGCUCUGGGAAUGUUCAUCAGUAAUGUCAGUGAGAAGAGCGACCACGCUACCAGUAUUGACCUGGGGGUCGGCAUGCGUCUGGUGCAGGUCGCCAGUGAUGGGAGUCCACUCGUACGCAAGGAGCUUGUUGUAGCCUACAGUGGUCUAGUACAGCAUUUUGAGGUCCACUUUGCCGCGGCAGCGGCUCAGCAAAUGGAUGAUGAGAAACAAAGGGAGAGAACUGCAGCUGUUGUGACGGGAGAGACAGUGGGUGGGUGGAAUCUUGUAGCCCCUGGUAUCCCAGAGGGAGUUCCCAGCAGUAGGGAAAUAUCCAGCUUGAAGAAGUCCUCAUCCCGUGGAAGUUUAAAAAACAUCCUCACAUCCUCCCCAAGUCAGUCCAGUCUUGGAUCCAUCCCCCCUGCUCCGCCUCUACCGCACAUGUUUACAAGCUCCAUGGAGACGACCUCUCACCUUGACCUUCAAUUGCCCGGCAACCGUGUUCCUCGGGCUGCCUCUAGCAACACCAUCUCGUCCAACCUGAUGCUGAACAGCGUCUAUAAGAACGUGUGGAAGGUGCUGCUGCAGUUGUCGUGUGACCCUGACCCCGGCGUGAGCCGCAUGGCGAAAACUCUGGUGGAUCUUGUGAGAAAUAAGUCGACAGGUCAAACGAGGCCAAGGCAGGUGUCUAUCAGCUGUUCCUCCAACCAUUCUGUGCCCUCGAGUCCCUCAAAUAGGUCACAGCAUAGCAUGCCAGUCAGUACGCCACCACAGGUGACCCUGACCAAUGUGCUGGAUGACCCUGCCGACCCCAGACCCAUUGGGCGUGUAGGUUCAGGGGUUGGCCCCUCAAUCAGCAAUCCCACCAGCCCCUACCAGUACACACAGUUCACUCGGUCCAGGAAACUCUUUGACAAGGGACCGAACAUGGUUGAAGAUCGUGAUGAGGAAAACAACCACCUCAACCGCCAGUCUGUCCUCAUCAGCACUGACUUUUUUGAGUGGAGUUGCAAGCAGUUCCUGCAACCAGUCAACCGGUUGUGUGAAGUAGAAGAUCCAGAAAGUGAUGUUUUCAUGGAGCGCACCUUCAGGUUUGACCGGAACAGUCAGGUUCGGACGGAGGCUUUGGAGGAACAGGCUGUGGCAGGGUUCAGCAGACUUGACAAUGAGAUUUUUGUGAACAAGAACCAAGGAGUUCCCUCUGUGCUCAAGUUUCAUCCAUACCAGUCGGAGCUGGCGGUGGCUUUCAAGGAUGGAAUUGCGUUCUGGAACUGGGAGCAGGGGCCUCGACUAGGAUCUCUGUCAAACGGCAACCCCCGCAAUACCAAGAUUACCUCGCUUGAGUAUCUCAACGCCCAUGACAACACCCUGCUGCUCUGCGGGUCAGAUGACGGUUGUGUGCGGGUGUGGAGAGAUUACAUAGAUGAACAGAAUCCCAACCCACAACUGGUGUCCGCCUUCCAGGCUAUCAAUGAGAUGUUGCCACUGACACGAGGGUCAGGUCUCGUCACGAACUGGGAGCAGAACACGGGCAGCCUGCUGGCCUCAGGGGACGUGCGCUUCAUCCGUGUCUGGGAUGUGGAGAAGGAGUUGAAGGUGCAAGACAUCCCAACGGGUGCAGACAGCUGUGUUACGUGUCUGGCCUCUGACAUGGCUGGGCGCUCCCUGCUCAUUGCUGGUUGUGGUGACGGGACUGUGAGGCUGUUUGACAGGCGUCUCAGUCCUACAGAGUGCCGUGUGAUGACCUUACGAGAGCACGGCCGCUGGAUCGUGAAAGUACAUCUUCAGAAAGGCCCUGAUGGGAAGAUUGUUACUGCAAGUAAUGCUGGAGACGUCCGUUUUUGGGACCCACGUUUCACUGAGAGUGUGAGGUCCAUGACGCUGCAGUCAAGUUUUACUGCUGUAGACAUACAUCCAAGGGCAGAUGUCCUCGCUUGUGGCUCUCAGAACCAGUACAUUGGUGUGUACAAUCAGUCAGGGGACUCAUUGAGCACUCUCAAGUACCAUGAUGGCUUCAUAGGCCAGAGGCUCGGGGCAAUCACUUCCCUAUCAUUUCAUCCAUACAAGGUGAAAUUGGCAGCGGGAACUUCUGACUCCUACAUCUCUGUGUAUUCUGUCAGUAUGAAAAGAAGCUGAUCAUUGCUAAAUGAAGAAUUGAAACAGACAAAAACUCAACAGACAUAAACUGUCAAAUCAUGCACUUAAUUGUUUGUGCACUACAAGUCAAAGAAUGCUUCAUGUGAUCAUCAGACAUUGAUUGUGCUAGCACAGGAUCUGGCAUUGUGAUAUGCGAGUAAUGUGAUAGAUAUUGUGAUAGUGCUAGUGGUGAUGGGGUGUAUUCCCUCAGGUGACCUAGAUAUGAAUAGGCAUUUAUCAGUGGAAACUGUAGUAAAACAAUGAUCAGAUCAUGCUAUCUCGGGCGAUGGCAUGGUAUGAUCUAUACAACAAAUUUCACACUGUGUGCUUGUUUGGUGUUUAUCACAGAAAAAAGUGCGAUUCAUUUGCAAUCUCUGGGUAGAUCAGGUCCAAACAAACAUAAGCUUUGGAUUGCAUGGACAGAAAGGGUACAAAUCUGAGUAUGAAACUGUCAAUAGCUAUGUAUCCAGAAAAGCGGUUAUUUGUAUGUGGAAAGUAAGCCGAGUAAACUUACGUGAGUAGAUGUCUUACAGAGCCUGUGAUAGCCUGUAUGCCCAGUAUCAGAGGCAAUCCAUGCAUCUUAUUGUCUGUUCUGUCAAUGUACUGUAUUCAUUGUGAAUGAGCUCUGGAAAAACGGGGCUUAGUGCAUAUGCCUAAAGUGUCUUCCCAGAUUAGCCUGUGCAGUCCCUACAGGGACAACACUCUCAGCCUUGACUGGAUUGCCAUUUAGAAGAGACUUUCUUUAAAGUAAAAAUACCAUAAAAACACUAUGAACAUGCACUAAGCCUGGUUUUCCCUGAGCACAGCUUAUUAAUGUAGUAGUAUCCCAGUGCCCAGCGUGAGUCAAACACAGGUACAGUCCACUCUCGUUAUCUCGACAUCGGAUAUCUUGAUUUUCUCGAUAUGUCGAGGAAAGCUCAAUGUCCCACCUUUUUUCCUUCUUUAUCUAUAUUAAUAAAUAUCGCAUUUCUCGAUUUUUGUUAUGUCGAAUAAUUCGAUAUCUCGAUAUUAAAAUUUAUCCCGAGUCCCAAUUUUACAUGUAUUUACUGUGGUAUUUACUAUUUUAUCUCGAAGUGCGAAUAACUGUCCUAGUGUCAGCAAAGGUGAGAAAAAUUUUCUUUGAUACUUCGCCGUCCUGCUUCUCCCGGCUGCUCCCGAUCCUGUGCUGUAGAUAAUUGAUCCGUUAAUUGCAUCAAUGACCACACGUGUGUAAUGUCGUUAGCCAUUAACACUUGAGUAAGGCCUGUCACUUUGACUAUCACUUUAACUUCAAUUAACUGCAAUUAAUACACAGCCUGCUGAAAGAUUAAUUGUUUUUACAAACAACAUUCCAAAAUGCAUUGAGUUAUAUUUUUGCGUAUAUAAAACGUCGCAAAUUUGCAGAAUGUUGUUCUUUCCUUGAACUCCAACAGUCAUUAUCAUGGCUAACUUGAAAAUCUAAUCGAUUUAAAUUUGCAUUUAAAACUAAAAAAUGUACAUGUACAGUUCAGUGUUCCAGAACGUGAUUUACGCAUGUUCAGAUGGACAACCCUGGUCUUGAUUGGACGUCGAUUGCAUCAUAACUUUAAAUAGCAACAUUACCGGAUAUUAACUCGACAGUUUAGAAAAAUGAUAAUCGCAUGUGUUCAUGCAAUUCUGUAACACUUAAAACAACGUCAUUUAAAGCAUUUAAAUAGCAAAUGUAAUUGUGCCUCGUAAAAACGCAUAUAUAUCGGGUAAUAGAUAGGUUAGUAGAGAGUAUUAUGCCACACAGUGACGGCUUUAGUUAGACCACUUAGCAGGUAUUUAGAUGUUAAAAACAAGGUAAAUUUUCGUCUCUUUUUUUCUUUGAAAACGCCUAAUUGGAUAUCUCGAACUCUCGUUAUCUCGAUAUUUUUUCUUGUUCCCGCCGACUUCAAGAUAAUGAGAGUAGACUGUACAUGUUUACUGUAACAAUUAAACUUGUGUGACUGACCAUUGGUCAGUUUAAGGUCAAUCAAAACUUAAAAAGCCAACUUCGAGUUGUUACAACUUUUUUAAGCCAGCCUAACCCCUGUGUGCAGUUAUCUGAGUAUGUAUACAGUAUUAUUGCUGCAUUGUGAAUUAUACAAUUGGCAACAAUAGAGGCAUUACAGGAAUACAAUAUUGAAAAAUUGAGACUGGAAUGAAGAAAGUAAUAAUCGUGUGUAUUUGCUUCCUGCAUUUAACCUUAUUGGAAGAUCUAGAAAUUGUGUUAUUAAGUUUUAAGAAUUGUAUAUUUGUACAUAGCUGUAAGUUGAAAGCUUAUUUAUUGUAUGCAUGCUACUAUUUUAAGUGGAAACUGUUUUCUGUUUCUAUUAAAAUUAAAAUAUUUUUUUACAUAUUCCUGAUAUGAAGACAUUUUUUUGUUUUUGAUCAUUCAACAUACUUUUUUAAUCAAAAACAGGUGUUUUGAUGCCUGCUUUUGGUUAACAACGGGCCAUUUUGCCUUGUAUAUAUGAGCAGCACGUCAAGGAAACUAAAUGGUUGCUAGAAGUAUUGCUCCAGAUUAGCCUGUGCAAAAACUGACAUCUGCCAUACUUGAAUCAGAGAUAGGUGGGGAAAGGUAAUUAAAAUAGUUUCGUUACAAAUGCCUAACACAUGUAGAUUCAGGCAGUCAUUUAACUCACAACCCCUUGCAAUGACAAUUCAGUACUUUACAAACUGAGCUAUAUAUUUCUGUUGGACAUCAUCUUAUAAAAAAUUGCUGAAA
Messenger RNA from Dreissena polymorpha, 6769 nucleotides. RefSeq names its product regulatory-associated protein of mTOR-like. NCBI's taxonomy places the organism in Eukaryota, Metazoa, Mollusca, Bivalvia, Myida, Dreissenidae. Gene Ontology annotation, biological process: TORC1 signaling; positive regulation of cell growth; cellular response to amino acid stimulus. The record is from RefSeq and is a predicted model, not a curated record. Gene Ontology annotation, molecular function: protein-macromolecule adaptor activity; protein binding. Gene Ontology annotation, cellular component: TORC1 complex; cytoplasm. The transcript is spliced from 29 exons. The coding region runs from base 88 to 4059 and encodes 1323 amino acids.